This is a messenger RNA of Mirounga angustirostris (Northern elephant seal), 1992 nucleotides long. RefSeq names its product tyrosinase (gene TYR). The transcript is spliced from 5 exons. Gene Ontology annotation, biological process: melanin biosynthetic process; pigmentation. The record is from RefSeq and is a predicted model, not a curated record. The coding region runs from base 40 to 1635 and encodes 531 amino acids. Gene Ontology annotation, molecular function: tyrosinase activity. Lineage: Eukaryota; Metazoa; Chordata; Mammalia; Carnivora; Phocidae.
UUAACUGGCUCAAGCAGAUCCGUGAGGACUAGAGGAAGAAUGCUCCUGGCUGCUUUGUACUGUCUGCUGUGGAGUUUCCAGACCUCCACUGGUCAUUUCCCUCGAGCCUGUGCCUCCUCCAAGAGCCUGAUGGAGAAGGAAUGCUGCCCACCGUGGAGGGGUGACGGGAGUCCCUGUGGCCAGCUUUCUGGCAGGGGUGUCUGUCAGGACAUCGUUCUGUCCAAUGCCCCCCUCGGGCCUCAAUUCCCCUUCACAGGGGUGGAUGACCGGGAGUCUUGGCCCUCGGUCUUUUACAAUAGGACCUGCCAGUGCUUUGGCAACUUCAUGGGAUUCAACUGUGGAAAUUGCAGGUUUGGCUUUUGGGGACCAAACUGCACAGAGAAGCGACUCUUGGUGAGAAGAAACAUCUUUGAUCUGAGUGUCCCAGAGAAGAACAAAUUUCUUGCCUACCUUACUUUAGCGAAGCAUACCACCAGUCCAGACUAUGUCAUCCCCACAGGCACCUAUGGCCAAAUGAAUAAUGGAUCAAACCCCAAGUUUAAUGACAUCAACAUUUAUGACCUCUUUGUCUGGAUGCAUUAUUAUGUGUCAAGGGACACACUGCUUGGAGGGUCUCAAGUCUGGAGAGACAUUGAUUUUGCUCAUGAAGCCCCAGGUUUCCUGCCUUGGCACAGACUCUUCUUGUUGCUGUGGGAACAAGAAAUCCAGAAGCUGACCGGGGAUGAGAACUUCACUAUUCCAUAUUGGGAUUGGCGAGAUGCUAAAAGCUGUGACAUUUGCACGGAUGAGUACAUGGGAGGGCGCAACCCAGCAAACCCUAACUUACUCAGCCCAGCAUCCUUCUUCUCCUCAUGGCAGAUAAUCUGCACCCGCCUGGAGGAGUACAACAGCCAGCAGGUUUUAUGCGACGGAGCUCCGGAGGGACCGCUUCGGCGCAAUCCCGGAAACCAUGACAAAGCCAGGACCCCGAGGCUGCCCUCCUCCGCUGAUGUGGAAUUCUGCCUAAGUCUGACCCAGUAUGAAUCGGAUUCCAUGGAUAAAGCUGCCAAUUUCAGCUUUAGAAAUACACUGGAAGGAUUUGCUAGUCCACUUACUGGGAUAGCAGAUGCCUCUCAAAGCAGUAUGCACAACGCCCUGCACAUCUAUAUGAAUGGGACAAUGUCUCAGGUACAGGGGUCUGCCAACGACCCCAUUUUUCUUCUUCACCAUGCAUUCGUUGACAGUAUUUUUGAACAGUGGCUCCGAAGGCACCAUCCUCUUCAAGAAGUUUAUCCAGAAGCCAAUGCACCCAUUGGACACAACCGGGAAUCCUACAUGGUUCCUUUUAUACCUCUGUACAGAAAUGGUGAUUUUUUUAUUUCAUCCAGAGAUCUGGGCUAUGACUAUAGCAACCUACAAGAAUCAGAUCGGGACAUUUUUCAAGAUUACAUUAAGCCCUACUUAGAACAAGCAAGUCAGAUCUGGCCAUGGCUCAUCGGGGCUGCUGUGGUGGGCUCUGUCCUCACUGCUGUGCUGGGAGGGCUCACAAGCCUAUUGUGUCAUCGUCAGGAGAGAAAGCGGCUCCAUGAAGAAAAGCAGCCACUCCUCAUGGAAAAGGAGGAUUACCACAGCUUGUUGUAUCAGACCCAUUUAUAAGAGGCUUAGGCAAUAGAGUAGGGCCCACAAGGCUGACCUCACUUUAACUCAAAUGAUGUCCAAGUCCCCAAGGAGAUGUCCCCAGAGCAAUCCCUACCAUUUGUCUAUGAAGUCUACUAUCAGAAUUGAUAUAAAAGGUACCUGCCCUCCUUCAGUUCAGGUAGAAUACACCUGUGCUUGCCUCACUGUCUUUUAAUCAUGCCUUUGACAGUUUUCCUCAAACCCAUAUUUCUUAGAAAAGAAUGCCAUUUAGUAAUGAGUGACUACUACUUGUACCUGAAUGAAAGUGCUCUUAUAAAAAUGUGGGAAUAAUUUUGAUCUUUCCUCCUGAUUGUUUAAUGAAAUGUUUCUUUUUAU